AAACAUACUGUAAAGGAAUAAUGCUGUAAUGGAAAUCUACACGAGAGGUUCCUCUGAAAUGACUGUAGAAAUAAUGUCCAUCAGUUUUGGAAACACUUUAUCUUUUACUUCCUUUUCUCCGGAAAAGAAGGAGGAAUGCUAUGUCUCAUAAAGAGGAUUACACACACGUUCCCUGGACAAACACUGCCGCUGGAGGUGACCUCUUGGAAAAAAAAAAUCCUUAUCUCUGUAAACAUGAUCCUGUGACUAAUAAAGUUCCCUCUAAUUUCUCUUUGGGAUUAAUAAAGUAUUUUUGAUUGAGAGUUGCUUUUGCCAUUUUAAACACAGAAUGUCCUGUAAGGCCAAGAUGUUACCAUCCAAAUAAAGUGUUGUGUUCCCCUUUAAAUAUGAAGCAGUUUGUGAGCAGAAACUUGAAGAAAAAUUGCUAAAAUGUGAGUUUGUUUGGAAUUUGUUUGCUUUGUUGCUAAGAUGUGAUUGAACCCAGUUUUGCCAUUGGUUCAUGAUUUUCAGAUUUUUCUUCUGGUAUAGGAAAUCUUUAGUAAAACUCAAAACUGACUACUCGACUCAAUUUGAAAUCAUUUCCAAAGUUCUUUAAUAUCAUUUCUGCUUUUUAAAAUAAACUUUCAUAAUACAUCAGAUGUUUCAGAGGAACUACCCCAUCUCUUGAUUUUGUGAAGUAAGGAAGUGCUUAUUUCCUUAAGAAGGGGACAUAAACCCCACAUAUAGAGGGGCUGUGACAAAUAAAUCCAAAUAAUGAUCAUAAUGUUUAUUAUUGAGACAUAUAUGCAUUAAAACAUUUGGGGAGACAUAAACUGUCUGAGAACAUGUUUUAUUCAAGAAUAAGCUCAGAAAAUAAUAAAGAAAUAUUACAAUGUUAUAAGAAUGUUGUUUAUUAGGAGUCGAACAACAUCUGUAACAUAACCUUUUUAUCUUUUCUAAUUUGUUAGAAUAUUUACGUGUUUCAUUGGUAACUUCAGAACAAGAAAGAUUUGACAUUCUAUUAAAUUUUUAAAGGACAGAAUGUUUUAAAGAAAACUGAAACUUUCAAAAUAGGAACAGAAAAUGUUUUCAUUUAUGGCAAACUAACUUUAACAAUUAUUUGAUAAAAGCAAAAUAUUUUGGACUCAACACUAAACCUUGUGGAAUUCUACGUUUAAUGUAUUUUCUUGGUUUUAAAAGCUGUAAAAACAAUUUAAUUUUUUUUUAAACUAAAGAUUUAUAAAACCAAAAUAAACAAAAUGAACAUGCAGUUUAUAAAUCUGUUGCAUAAAAGACUGCUUUAACAUCAGUGAAUACUAAUUGUUAACCAUUUUUUCUUGUAGAACGGGAGAAACAACUCAUAAAAGAAAACAUGCAAAAUGGGACAUUUUGAGAGUCUUUCUGGUGCUAACUUGACAUGAUUCACAAAACUAAUUUAUAAAUAAAUGAAAUGAUUUUGACAAAAAUCACGAUGAUUUGCACCAUCACUGUCAUCCAGUUUCACAGCAGCCCCUCGUUUUAACGCCAACAGGGAGGGUGGCUGUUUUUUGAGGCACAAUGACCUUAUUGAAAUUCCACCAAACACAACAACACAUUGUGCAAAUAACCCAGCUUUCUUUUCUGGGUAUUUAAAAUGAAAAACACGCAGAUUUUCUGCUCUCCUUCAUGUCUGUUUUACCUUUUUCUUUUUUGGAAGAUGACUGAUGUACAUUCAGCUCCGGAUGUCUCUCUGUAUCUCCACAGUAUUCUGAAGAACCACACAGCUCAUGCUUGUGAAGGAGACAUUCUCAUCAUCAAGUGUCCCCGCAGGACGUCGGUUGCUGUUCUAUCAGCCUUCUAUGGACGACGUGUUCCCGAUAAGUAUUUAUGUCCCUCUGUAAACACAAACAUGACAGGAGAGAGGGACACAGAGUGCACCUCCCCUGUUGCCAACGAGAAGGUGCUGUCAGAGUGUCAGGACCAGCAGUCGUGUCACAUCCCUGUCCUCGCUCCAGUGUUUGGACCAGACUCCUGUCCGCUCACCAGCAAGUACCUCCUGGUCUACUAUAAGUGCCGACCAGAGUACCACCACACCAGACUUGUGUGUGAAAACGAGCGUCUGAGGUUGGCGUGCAGAAACGAGACCGUCCUCGCCAUCUACUCUGCUACAUUUGGUCACCUGCUGCAUGGCAGUCCUCACUGCCCUGAAGAACCCAGAUUCCAAAAUGAUAUGGAGUGUUUGUCAGCUGUAGCUCUGAGGAGGGUGUCACGCAGGUGUCACGGCAGAGCUAACUGCUCAGUUCUAGCUGACACCCAAACCUUUGGGGACCCUUGCUUUCCCGGUACCAGGAAACACCUGCGAGUGUCCUUUACUUGUGUUCCCAGGUUUCUUCUAGAAGAUGUGGGCCGAGGCUCAACAGAUCCUUUCAUGAUCUCAGACUACACACACGGAGGAUGGUACACUGGCCCCACCUAUAAGACUCAAAAUGUGUUUGUAACCAACUCUCUGGAGAUCUUUGAAAAAAUGUGGGUUUUCCCGGAGCGAGUAGCUCUGUACUUCGUUUCUGGCAUCUGUGCUGGACUGGUGUUCCUACUCUGCCUGUUUGGAAUUCGCUCCACCAUAGUGAGAGAUGUUAAGGAUCUGGUUUCUGACCUGAAUGAUCAGAUAAAAGCAUCACGCAGAAAGAGGAAGGAGCUCAUAGACAACCUCUUCGAUGAAGAAGUCUCAGACACCUCCUCCUUCUGUCGCCUCACACAGUCUUACCGUACAACAGAUGUUCUCAGCCCGUCAGCUCUAACAAUGGAGAUGGUUGAUGUGCAGCAGACGAGGGAUUUGCCCAUUGGAGACAUCUGGCCACACCUGGACUCUAGUCCUUAUGCAAUUCACAAAAUAAAAACCUACAACAGUUGAGUGAAGCCAUAUCCGGUGAUUUAAAAGAGCAGAAUACACACAGAGAGAUAUUUGAUUGAAUGUCACCUAACUUACACCUCUCUGAAUUAACUAUGUUCAUAAUGUAAAACACACAAUAACAAGGAGUCAUUGUGCUCUAUUCAAACUACUAUUUGUUCAGAUUUGAUUUGAACAAGUAUGGUUUUAUCCACAAUGACAUUUAUCUUCUCUGAUUUAGACUUUCUUUGUGUAAAGGAAUGGACAAGGCUCAGAUGAACUCUAUCCAUUUGAUUGACUUUUCUUUAAAAUAUUCUGUUUCAUAACUGUUCAUUCUGGUGUUAGUCUCAAACAACUCCACAAUAAUAAAACGUUUCCAAGGAAACU
Messenger RNA from Nothobranchius furzeri (turquoise killifish), 3232 nucleotides. Its product is annotated as protein eva-1 homolog C. Lineage: Eukaryota; Metazoa; Chordata; Actinopteri; Cyprinodontiformes; Nothobranchiidae. Gene Ontology annotation, molecular function: carbohydrate binding. The record is from RefSeq and is a predicted model, not a curated record.